Molecule: messenger RNA, 4897 nt
Organism: Antechinus flavipes (yellow-footed antechinus)
Lineage: Eukaryota; Metazoa; Chordata; Mammalia; Dasyuromorphia; Dasyuridae
Product: cholesterol 24-hydroxylase
Exons: 15
Coding region: 57-1559 (500 amino acids)
Biological process (GO): cholesterol catabolic process
Molecular function (GO): heme binding; cholesterol 24-hydroxylase activity; iron ion binding
Source: RefSeq, a predicted model, not a curated record
CAGAGGAGUUUCCUCCGUUCCUCUGACUCAGACUUCUUAAAGGCCUUAGUUGAGUAAUGGAGCUGGUGGCUAGCUGUCUAUGGGAGUCCUGGAUCUUCCUCUUACUCUGCGGGCCGCUGCUUGCUUUCGGUUUCUACUGCGCCUACGUGCACUCCGUCCAUCUGCGAUAUGACCACAUCCCUGGGCCGCCCAGGGCCAGUUUCUUAUUUGGACACUUAUCUUACAUCACAAGACAAAAAUGGGACAAUGGUAAAAUUCGACAGGAUGUAUUUUUGGAAUGGGCCAAAGAAUAUGGACCAAUUGUGCGUAUAAAUGUCUUUCACCGGGCCUCAGUGAUUUUAACAAGUCCUGAGUCAGUCAAGGUAUUCCUGAUGAACCCCCAGUACAAAAAGGAUCCCCUUAUCUACUCGAAGAUACAGAAUCUGUAUGGUGAAAGAUUUUUAGGGAGAAGUUUGGUGUCAGAAUUGGAUCAUGAAUUGUGGCGCAAGCAGCGGAGAAUUUUGGAUCUAGCAUUUCACCGAAGUUAUUUGAUGAGCUUGAUGGGAACAAUUAAUGAAAAAGUGGAACAAAUGAUGGAAAUUCUGGAAGCCAAGGCUGAUGGGCAGACUGAAGUAUGCAUGCAAGAUGUGAUAUGCUCAACUAUUUAUGAUUUAUCUGCUAAGAUACUUUUUGGAAUGGAGUCAAACUCUUCAGUUGAUGGACAGAGCCCAUUUCUCCUUGAAAUACAAAGCAUCAUGGAAGGCAUGGCUCUGAUGAAUAACCCCUUUGCAAAGUUUUCACUAGGGAAACGGAAAUUGAUAAACAAAACUCGAGAGAGCAUAAGAUGUCUGCGUCAGAUGGGAAAAGAGUGGAUCAAGUACAGGCGGGAAGCUCUCCAGAAUAAUCAAGAAUUCCCUCCAGAUGUCAUCAUGCAGUUGCUUAAAGGAGCAGCUGAAGAAGAUACAAAUGAUGAGUUUCUGGUGGAUAAUUUUGUCACUUUUCUUAUUGCUGGAUCUGAAACUUCUUGCAAUCAAGUAUUACUUACAUUAAUGGAACUGCAACGACAUCCAAAAAUAGUAGAGCGGCUUCGUGCUGAGGUGGAUGAAGUUAUUGGCACCAAAAAAAAUAUUGAAUAUCAAGACCUUGGAAAGUUGCAGUAUCUCUCACAGGUUCUCAAAGAAAUUCUCAGGUUAUACCCUCCUGUCACAGGAACAGUACGGUGGCUGGAAAAGGACACUGUAGUCGAUGGCCUUCUGAUUCCAGGAUGUACCUCAUUGUUUUUCAGUACCUAUGUAAUGGGCAGGUUGGAGAUAUACUUUGAGGAUCCCUUGACUUUUAAUCCAGAGCGGUUCAGUCCUGAAGUUUUCAAACCUAAUUUUACCUACUUUCCAUUUUCUUUGGGGCCAAGAUCCUGCAUUGGACAAUACUUAUCACAGAUGGAGGUGAAAGUGCUGAUGGCCAAAAUGUUUCAGAGGCUGGAGUUUCAGAUGGUCCCAGGACAGAGCUUUGGAAUUUUGGAAUCUGUGACUCUGAAGCCCAAGGAUAGCAUGAUCUGCACUCUUAAGCCCCGGGGAAGGUAGAAAGAUUUCUCUGGUCAUGAAGGAUGUCUCUGGUUUACCUUCUUAAGUAUUAGCUUCUUCAGACAUUAUGGAUUUUUCCCAGAAUGGAAUUCAGUAUCAGGAGCCUUCUGAUUUAGACAGCUAAAAUAUUAAAUCUUGAAGGGCCAGCUUGCAAUAAUAGGCUAUCUGCCAUCUAAAGCUGAGAAUAUUUAUUCUCACUUCUAACGAAUAGAGACAGUAUGAUGUAGUGGUCAGUGCUAGAUUUGGAGCUUGGAAAAUGUGGGGGCCAAUCCUGCCCCAGGUGCUUAGUAGCCAUGUAAUGCUGGGCAAAUCACUGAAAUCUUCUCUGUCUGUUUCCUUGUAUGUAAAAUAAAAAUAAUAAUAACAUUUAUUUCCUAGGCUUAUUGUGAGAAAAGCAUUUUGCAGAACUUAAAAUGCUAUAUAAAUGCCAAUCAUGAUGGAGAAUUAAGUAAGUUUUGGGGGAUUCAUGAGAAAAUAAUAAUCUUUACCUACAUCAUGAUUGAGAAGGGUCAUGGUGCAAGGCAAAGAAUUGAUCAAAGAUGAACUCAAAACAUGAAGUAAUCAGAGCCUAAAAUAAUCUGUGAAGCUUUUUCCUUCUUUUAGUUUGAGGAUUACUCAGACUAAAUAUGAAUCUGGUUAUCUGAGUCAGAGUAAUUUAAUUAAAGGAGUUCAAUUGAAGACCUCCUACCCUACUUCAAUCACUGAACUUAUUAAAUCAAGGAAGACUGUUCCUGGGAUGGACUGGAGAGAGGGGACUGGGACAUGGUUUAGGAAUCUAUAGUAAAGAAGGAUUAAUCCAAAAUCUUCCUACUAAGAUACUUUAAAAUUCAUUAAAAACCUGUUAUUUCUAAAAGAAGUGUGGAGAGUGAAUUUUCUUUCACAUUUGUUAUCAAGACCUCUGAAAAAUUAACCAUGCCUCAAUUCUCCAUUACCACUGAGGACAUUUGUGGGGAGUGACCAUGUUGGUGGAGGCUGCUAAAGGGAAUUGGAACCCAUUUUGCUCUGUACUCAUAAUUGCUCAUUGAAUAAAUCAUAGCAUCUUAAUCCUUCAUAAUCACAGAAUCUCCAAGAUGGGACUGGAGCAUCUACUGAUAUGUAGGGCUCUGCCCUAAGUGCCUACUUUCCCAUAAUUAAACAUGGGAAUUUGGAUCUUAAUUCAGGAAAGACAAUUUCUGGACUGGAGAGAAGGAAUGGGACAUGGUUUAGGAAUCUAUAAUGAAGACAGAUUAAUCCAAAAUCUUCCCAGUAGGAUAAUUUAAAAUUAAUUAAAAACCUCUUAUUUCUCAAAGAAAGUUCUCUAUAGUUUCACUUAUCCCAUAGUAACCCAUAGUUGUCAGAAUCCAUGAUGUGAGGUCAGGCAAGUGUAUACUUAGCAGAAGAACUAUAAGUAUAUUACCAGAAGAAUUACUAGUAUUCCCUACAUGUGUCUAUUCUUUCCACUAAUGGUAUGGAUAUUAAUGUAUAUUGUUUCCCAGGUUUGUAGGAGAAACAUGUUGUUGCAAUUUUCUAUACCAUGCUAUUUAAUUAAAUGCCUUUAUUUUUAAUUAUUUGUUUCCUCUGGCUAAUUAGCAAAAGUGAACAGAUUGAUAGUGAAGGAAUUUGGUAAGAAAGGUAGCAAGAGAUAAUUCAGGUAAAAUGUAUAACAGAAAGAUGUAUGCUUACAAAGCUCCUUUGCUCCUCCUUUGCUAAAAGAAAUCCUAUAAAGAAUGUAAUUUGAAGUGAGACUCUUUAUGGAUGGUUAAGUCUUCCAGAUGCUUCUGUUUGUGAUUCAGUUUAUACUUGUUGCAUCAAACCCUGAAACAUUACAAAGCAUUGUGGAAGAGAUCCAUAAUCACUCAAUAGAGUCUGACCUAAACAUCCACACAGGACAAAUCAAAUACAUGAAGAAUGUCUAUUGCCCUGAAUAUGGCAUGCAGUUGAAGAGACAAGCUAUAUGACUUAUCCAUCAGUUUAUCUGAGACAAACAAUAUAAACAAUGAGUCAUGCCCACAAUUAAACGAAAAGAGGAGAAUGUCUGGAUUGCCUCCAGGAAACUGUAAAACUCAUUUAAUGACCCCAAAUUUCUCUCAGAAGCAAAGGCACAUUUAAAAAAAUAAUGGUAUUCUACCAAUGUUCUUAUAUAGCUGUGAGGCACAGAACACAGCUGUCUCCAAAGAAAUGAAUAGACAUUUCAUACAGAGAAUAGUGAAAAAAGCACAUUGUAGUUAUGAAUAGAAUGCAACAUAUAACAAGUGAGCAACUUCAAAGAAGAUUAUGAAUAAAAUGUAUGAUAGAAAAGGGAGUUGGUCUGUUCAUGUAGCAAGGCUGAGAGUAGCUGUGUGAUCCUCUAACACCCUUGCGAUGACAGACAAAAGUGAGAAAAGAUUCCAAAACAUUUGGUGGAUCCUUUCACAAACAUCUCCCCUGACAACUCCUGUCUCCAGGAGGGAAUAGACAAGAGUCAGAGGAUGAGCAGGCAUGAAUCAAUGAUGCUCUCUAUCACAGAAGAAGAUAGGCACAUUUUAGAGCUCAUUUAAUGACUCCAAAUUUCUUCCAGAAACAAAAAUAAAUUAUUUUUAAAAUAAUGAUAUUCUCUUAGUGUUCUUAUGUAGCUGUAAGACACAAAACAUGGUAGUUUCUGGUGAUAAUAUUUUAAUCCUUUAGCUAUAUUUGUAGCAUUUUAACUAUCCAUAGAGAUUCAAAAAAAAUUCAAGCCUCUCGAUUUGACUUCUUUCUAUAUAUUUCUGCAUUCUUUUUGGACUUAUAUUUCUAUAUUUCUCAUAGUUUGUUGAUUACUUCAGGUAGAUUUGGAAGAUUCUACUUGGAGGAAAGACUUUCAAAGUAUUCUUGUUCCUAUCUAUUUGUACAUGUGUUUUCUAUAAAGAUUUCUGAGUUCUUCACAUAUAAAAUAUAUCUAUGAUUCUAUGAAAUAAUACUAGUUACUAUUUUCCAAUAAUUGAAAGAUGUAUAAUUUCACUGGUAUAAGUAUUUUAUUGCUACAAAUUGCAACCCCUCUAUUUUUGCUACAAAUUGCAACACCCCCAUAAUCUAGUAUAUAGUUCCUGCUAUUUCAUUAUAACAAGGUUAGGAAGAUCCAGAGAAGUAUAUAUUUUUAAAAUUUAGGAUGUAGAACUAGAAUACCAUGACAUAGGAUUUAACCAUGAUGCAGAAUUGAUACAAGUAAAAAUACAUUAUUUUGAAGAGUAGUAUUCAGGUUGGAUAUAAUGCUACAAUAUAUUUAUAAGAAUGAAUUUAAAACAGUUCUGACAUUGUAUAAAAAUAAUAAUAACUUAAGAAGUUAUUUUAUAAUUAUUGUGUGAAUUUUGUUAAUAAAUUGAAUUCUGUCUUUAAAAAUCUAA